This is a messenger RNA of Polychytrium aggregatum, 795 nucleotides long. RefSeq lists its product as uncharacterized. The record is from RefSeq and is a predicted model, not a curated record. The coding region runs from base 20 to 688 and encodes 222 amino acids. NCBI's taxonomy places the organism in Eukaryota, Fungi, Chytridiomycota, Chytridiomycetes, Polychytriales. The transcript has 2 exons.
GACCAGCCCAGAUCUUUCAAUGUCUGGCUCGCAGACUCUGUACCGCAAAUCCGGAUCUCAGGGAGAGAUUCAAACUCUGAAUGACCUCGUUCGGCAUGAGUUUUCCAACGAGCUCUUGUCCCCGGAAGAAAAGGUGGACCGGCUCCUCUCGCUGAUUGAAAAUACGGAUGAUCGGUUCACGCUCUGCUGCGUUUUACCGACCCGGAAGCUCGUGAUGAGUUUGGCAGGACUGAUGCAGCAGGAUUGCAUCGAAGGAUCUGGGCAAGAUAUCAUCCUCUCCAUUGGCUCGGGGUCAGGAAUCUUGGAGCUAUUGGUCCAGAGGUUUUUGAAGCCCCCGUCGGUCAUUGUCGGUGUCGAGACGCAUCCAAUCAACCUGUUCCUUCCAAGCGAAUGCUGUAUUUUGACACAGCGAUUGGAUAUCCUCGACGUUGCCAAGGUCCGGACACUCUUCGCCUGUUACCUGAGGCGCCCAGGGCUCGUAGUGGACUACUUGAAUCUGUUUCCAGAAGUUAACAAGAUCAUAUUGAUUGGCCCGAGGACGGAAAGCGUUUUCAACGACGAGAGCGCUUCCCAAGUGCUUCUUGAAUGGGGAACCAUCUCGGUCGCCAACGAUUGGGAUGAUGUGUUGGCCGCAUGGGAUCAAGUCCUGGUUGUGAGACGGAAGCUUCCCAAGACAUGGAGCUCCUGAACCUGGACCGAACGACCGUAGGAGAAGUCCGACAGAGGCUGAGAGACCAAGCCAGCAACCGAGCACUGUGUUUGAUGCCAUGUUAAUACAGCGUUCCCAAAGCAAAA